Brachypodium distachyon (stiff brome) is the source of this 1312-nucleotide messenger RNA. Its product is annotated as expansin-A2. Gene Ontology annotation, biological process: plant-type cell wall organization. The coding region runs from base 99 to 857 and encodes 252 amino acids. Lineage: Eukaryota; Viridiplantae; Streptophyta; Magnoliopsida; Poales; Poaceae. Gene Ontology annotation, cellular component: extracellular region. The transcript has 3 exons. The record is from RefSeq and is a predicted model, not a curated record.
CGCACACUUCCCUUCACAGCCAAGCAACCAUCGGUUCCCUCUUGAGUAAGUUUGGCCGGCCGCUUUUGGAAAAGCCAGUGCUCUGCUCUUCGAUCGCAAUGGCCUCCUCCAAUGCUCUGCUCCUGCUCUUGUCUGCCGCCUUCUGCUUCCUUGCCCGGCGAGCCGCCGCCGACUACGGCUCCUGGCAGAGCGCCCACGCCACGUUCUACGGCGGCGACGACGCGUCCGGCACGAUGGGGGGCGCGUGCGGGUACGGGAACCUGUACAGCACCGGGUACGGCACGAACACGGCGGCGCUGAGCACGGCGCUGUUCAACGACGGCGCGGCGUGCGGGUCGUGCUACGAGCUCAAGUGCGACAACGCCGGCCCGUCCUACUGCCGUCCCGGCAGCAUCACCAUCACGGCCACCAACCUCUGCCCGCCAAACUACGCGCUGCCCAACGACGACGGCGGCUGGUGCAACCCGCCGCGCGCGCACUUCGACAUGGCCGAGCCGGCAUACCUCCAGAUCGGCGUCUACCGCGCCGGCAUCGUCCCCGUCUCCUACAGGAGGGUGCCCUGCGUGAAGAAGGGCGGGAUCAGGUUCACCAUCAACGGCCACUCCUACUUCAACCUGGUGCUGGUGACCAACGUGGCCGGCGCCGGCGACGUGCAGUCCGUGUCCAUCAAGGGCUCAAGCACCGGCUGGCAGCCCAUGUCGCGCAAUUGGGGCCAGAACUGGCAGAGCAACUCCGACCUCGACGGCCAGAGCCUCUCCUUCAGGGUCACCCUCAGCGACGGCCGCACCCUAACCAGCGACGGCGUCGCGCCCGCCGGAUGGCAGUUCGGACAGACCUUCGAAGGAGGCCAGUUCUAGCCUUCUGUUCCAGUCCAGGGGGGGUUAUGAUCGAGGAGUUCUUGUCUGUGGAUGGAUUCAUGGAUUGCGUUUGGAGCUUGCGCAAGAGAAGGAAACCCUCUUCGUUAUAGUAAAGAAGAGGCCUCCGGCCAUUCCGAGGCUGCUUAAUUAUUUAGCACCCGCUUAGGCCUUUCCCUUCUCUCAUACUAGGACAGUAGCGAUAAAUAAGUUACAUAUGGAGUUCUUGAGCAUUUUCUGCAUUGUUUAGUGCCGUAGCCUUGCGUGAAGCAAAAAAUGGCAAGGCGAUUUAUUAAUUAUGGAUUUGUAGGGUGGUGUGUGUGCGUGUGUCUUGUAACCUUUUGUUGUUACGUUGUAAUCCCCGAAUCAGGCCACAUGUGUGGGAGAUGUUUGUGGGGGAUAAACUUGUUAUUUUUGGGACCAUGAACACUACAGUACUAGUUUAUGGUUUACGUAUA